AAAAAAAAUGAAAUUCAAAACUCUCAGAGAAAAAUGAACAUAAUAAAAAUAGACGAACGUAUCUUCAACUUUAAAUCUUUAGAUCGUUAUCCAAAUCAUGCUGAGGCACUAGAGUUACUUAAAAAAUUGGCUUCUCAUGUGAAACCUAUAAUGCAAAAACAUAAUUGGAAAGUAGGGUCAUUAGAAGAAUUUUUUCCUGAAAAUAAGAGUUUACUUGGAAUAAAUAUAAAUAGUGGUGAAAAAAUAUGUAUACGAUUACGUCCUUAUUAUGAUGAACGUCAAUUUAUUGAUUUCAAUGAACUCAUCGGAACGAUGUUGCAUGAGUUAACGCAUAACAAACGUGGUCCACACGAUGCAACAUUCUACAAGCUCCUUGAUGAACUACAUGACGAAUACGAUGAAUUACUCCUAAAAGGUGUAGUAGGUCAUGGAUUUUAUGGAAAUGGUUAUAAGCUUGGUCAAGGUGUAUCACAUAAUGAUACGCCGGCCAUGGCCAAACAAAAAGCAUUAAAAGCUGCAGAGGCUAGGAAAAUAAUGACAGGUGGUGGUAAGAAAGUUGGAGGAGUUGGCUGGGAACAUCAUGGAGUUCCGAUGAGGGAACUAACAGCAAUUGCGGCUGAAAGAAGGAGAAAUGAUAUGGUUUGGUGUGGUAGUGAACGAAUUGGUGACAGUUAUGGAAGUAAUAACAGUAAACCUUUAAAAGGUGUUGCUAAAGCACCAUAUGGUGGAAGUUCAUCGGCAGUUCGGAUUCCAGCUGAUAAAAUUCCCGGAAUCAAUAAUGUAUCAUGGAGUUGUCCAAAAUGUACAUUUGAUAAUAACCCAUUGGCAUUGCAAUGUGGGGUUUGUUUGAACAUGCGACCAGAUACAAAUCAACAGUCACAAAAUUUCGUACCUAUUGAAUUUUCGAGUCCACAGUGGAAUUGUCCAAUUUGUACAUUUAAAAACGAAAGCGACGUAGUUAUGUGUAUAGGAUGUGAUUACUUGAAGGAUUAA
Messenger RNA from Scutellospora calospora, 993 nucleotides. NCBI's taxonomy places the organism in Eukaryota, Fungi, Glomeromycota, Glomeromycetes, Diversisporales, Gigasporaceae. The record is from the annotation of a GenBank genome assembly.